UCACAAGAGCACUGUGAUCCUCCGUUCGGACGGUAUUUUAGCUGUUAGUUUAUUAGAUUAAUAUCAUCUUUGCAGAUGAUCGGACACCUUAAGUGAUUCUUGUGUGGAUAUUUCAGUGAGGUGGUCUCUGUUAGACUUUAUCAGGUUUGGUGACCAGUAGUGGUCGCAUGCGGCUCUGAGGCUCAGAUAACAAACUGAGGAGAUUUACAUGUAUUAAUAACACUGAAUAUCUUCAUUAAAUUAUUUGUUAGUGAAAUCUAAAGCAGGAUGAGGAGCUUUUCUAAAAGCAUCGUGUUACUGCUCGUCUGCGGUUUGUUUGUUGAUGUGACAGAUGAGAAGUCCGUGUCAGUGAAUGAGGGAGAAUCAGUCACUCUACACACUGAUGUAACUAAACUACAGAAUGAUGACAAGAUACGGUGGAGGUUUGGAGAAGAAGGUUCUGCCACACUUAUAGCUGAAAUGACUGGUGGAGGUGCUAUAAAUUUUGAAAAUUUUGGUCGAUUCAAAGACAGACUGCAGAUAUUAGAUCUUCAGACUGGAGAUCUCAUCAUCAAAAACAUUAGACACAAACACUCUGGACGAUAUGAAGUAGAUUAUGAGAACAACACUGGAACAACAUACCAGAGAUUGAGAGUUACUGUCAAUGGUGCUCCUCCUGUUUUUAAAUCUGACACAUGUGAAGUGAAGUCAGAAUCAGUGAUGGAGGGAGAUUCUGUGACUCUAAACACUGAUAUUCAAACACAGAGAGGUGAUCUGAUACUGUGGAGGUUUGGAGAUGAUGGUGUUCUCAUAGCUAAACAUGAUAAAGAAGACAAUAAGAGCUCAAUAUAUGAUGAUGUUCUUGAUGGGAGAUUCAGAGACAGACUGAAGCUGGAUCCUCACACUGGAUCUCUCAUCAUCACAAACACCAAAACCACAGACACUGGACUUUAUAAACUAAAGAUCAGCAGCAAUAGAGACACAAAAUACAGGACAUUCAGUGUUUCUGUCAGUGAAUCUGGUCAAUCUGCAGGACUGCUGACUAUUACUGUUGCUGUUGCUCUUGUUUUUGGUGUUUUUAGUGUGAUUGUGUAUCGCCGCAUUAAUUAUGAAAGUCAGAAACGAAAGGUUAAAGAGAAGAAAGUGACUAAAGGAGAUUCUGUCACUCUAGAGACUCAUGUCAAUAAACCUCAGUCUGAUGAUGUCAUCGAGUGGAGCUUUAGAGAUAAAGUGAUAGCCUCAAUCAGAACAUUGAAUGAUCAAUUAAGAGAGAGACUGGAUUUGGAUGAUCAGACUGGAUAUCUCAUCAUCACAAACAUCAGAACAGAAGACGCUGGACUGUAUAAAGUAAAGAUCAGCAGCAGCAGUCGACUGAAAUCAUUCCUUCAGUUCAUCACUGGUGGAGGACCAUCAUACCGUCAAUACAAUGUUAGAGUCAUAGAUAUUCAGAGGAUCUCAACACUGAACACACUGGAGUCUAUGACCUGAAGAUCAUCAACAGUAGAGGAACAUCAUACUCUCAGAUUGAGGUUGAAUUUCAACUAAUUAUAAAUCUUGUCUGAAAAAAAACCCAAUGAAACGUCACGCAGUGUAUAGGCUACGUGUAAGUAUGAUGUCAAUAGUAUUUUCAUAUACUGUGUCAAAAAUGUUGAUUGAUUUAUGUACACCUCUCAAAGUAUCUGUCCACCUGUCCCUCAAACUGAGACUUUUAUAGUAUGACAGCCCUUAUGACAGUUAUAUUUUAGGAUUUUUUUGGGGCUCUCCUCUGACCCCAACCCUUGCUUCAGUGGGUCUAAAUACCUAAACCCCCCUUCAUCACACCCUUUUCAAAAAGUUUUGUUUUCAUCCUGUUUUGCUUUUCCAUCCAUCCAUCCAUUUUCUACCGCUAUUUCCGAACUACCUCGGGUCACGGGGAGCCUGCGCCUAUCUCAGGAGUCAUCGGGCAUCAAGGCAGGAUACACCCUGGAUGGAGUGCCAACCCAUCGCAGGGCACACACUCACUCAUUCACUCACGCACUCACACCCUACGGACAAUCUUUUCCAGAGAUGACAAUCAGCCUACCAUGCAUGUCUUUGGACCAGGGGAGGAAACCCCCAAGGCACGGGGAGAACAUGCAAACUCCACACACAAGUCAGAAGCGGGAAUUGAACCCCCAACCCUGGAGGUGUGAGGCGAACGUGCUAACUACUAAGCCACCGUGCCCUGUUUUGCUUUUACUACAGGAUAUUUGUGAAUGAUGUUUGUAAAACUAGUGAGAUAAUAUAGAUGUUGUAUGUGGGUUUCACUUCUAAGAGUGUUGUUUCCUUGCUUUGUGGUUUUUAUCAUGCAAAUGAGCGAAAUGGGUUUGAAAUCUUCUCAAAGGUUGACUGUCUCACUACUUUCCCAUGAAAGUCAUUUGACUAGUCAAUCAAAGUAAGCUGUUUUUAUGAUCUGUCUGUCUUGUUUGACAGUUUAUAUUGUAGUCCUAUCCCUGCAAGGAGUUUUCAUCCUGCUGGCACAUCACAGUUUGAAACCUAAUGGUUGUGUUUAUAAAUUUGAGAGAGAUAAUGGUUAUUCGUUGUUUCAUCUAAGUGUUUGUUGGUUCCAGGUUUAAGAUUUUUAUCUGACAAAUUCUUAAAGUCUUUGGGUCACCAUUUUAUCAUUGUGUCAAAACUAUAUAUUGUUGAUUCAAUGUCAUGCCCUGACAUGUUGUUCCUGGUCAUGGAGGAAUGGGGGAUUGUUUUCUGUUAGCACCUCUACGGGGUGCAUUUCUAUCAAAUGGUAUAGUCUUAAGACAAUGAGCCCAAAAAAAGGUUGGCGGUUAUCAUCCUGACUGAUUUUCUGGAUAUGUCUGUGUGUCAACGAUCUGGUGUGAGAGAAAAUCUCUCAUGUUUGUGUAGGUGACUCAAUCAAGCAUGUUCUACAUCUAGUUUAGGGUAAAACUUUUAAAACUAAGAAUAAAAAAAAUCUAGUCAAUAUCUUCAUCUUCAAUUGUCAUAGGUCUACACUGUUUUAUUUAUUAAAUGUUGAGUUUCAGAUGAAAUCUCAAGAUCUUCAAGAAGGAUGGGCCUAUCCCCUAUAGUUCUAACCUUGGUUUAAAAUAUAAUUGUUUAGCGCUUCUUUCAAAAUUCAAGAUCUAUUAUUGUAUUCAUUAAAAAAAUAGAAUAGUCUAAUAACUUCUUGGCAUCCUGUUGAGUAAAGACUGAGUCACAACAGUGGGGUUUAAAAUAUCAAUUGAAGAAUCAACUGAAAGUCGUGAGUGUAAUUAAUUAAUAGUGUGUGUCUUAUUGAAUCUAACGCAGUUACGUUUUCCAUUGUGUGCGUCCCCUGAGUCAUGUGUUAAUAGGUGCGUUUGUUUCGCGUGUUAUUGGGAGAUAUUGGAAGGCGUGUCUUGCGGAAUUCAAUUGCUAGACUAAACGGGUAUAUAAAUGAGACUAACCACUGCAUGCAGCCCUCAUCGCGUGAAGACCGAAGAGAGUAAAGACCGUCGACUCUACCUGUGCGACUCCACCGAGUAAGGACACCGACAAGGCACUUGAGUAUUACUGUUUUGCACAUCGACUAUUGCCAGGGGCGAUUCUAGGAUUUUCAUUUUAGGGGGGCUCAGCCCCCAAUAAGGGUAUGAUUAAAAAAAUAUUAUUUGACUAUUAGGGUAGGGUUGUUUACUACUAACCUUAUUGCUAUUCACUAUUUCAUUGUAUUCCCUGUAUUUCAUAUAUGGGAGUAGGAGUACUGACUGAACCAUAUACAACACUGUAAAAAAAUUGAAACAUUUAGAUGUGACCAGUCACUAGAACAUUUGAGUUGGGAACGUAGAUUUUUUUACAAUGAAGACUUCUUGAUUCAUUAUUCACUGUACAAACACAAGUACACACGUUUCAUUAAAAGUAACAACAUGAAUUAUCAAUUUGCCACUUCUAUAAAUCAAUUACUUAAUAUAAAACACAAAUCCCUUUACUCUACUCUUACUCUAAUGUAUUAAGUUACACUGAUGAUUCAUUAUUACUUAACAAUAAAAUGUAUUUAAUAGCACAAAACAAAAUAACUCCACAUGAUGUUUCUCUCUCUGUGCCAUUUGUUGCUUUCAGGCAAUGAUGUGUGUAUUUAACCAUUUCUGUGCAUGGCUGCAUAAUGUAA
Molecule: messenger RNA, 4096 nt
Organism: Triplophysa dalaica
Lineage: Eukaryota; Metazoa; Chordata; Actinopteri; Cypriniformes; Nemacheilidae
Exons: 6
Coding region: 268-1467 (399 amino acids)
Source: RefSeq, a predicted model, not a curated record